Messenger RNA from Rotaria socialis, 768 nucleotides. NCBI's taxonomy places the organism in Eukaryota, Metazoa, Rotifera, Eurotatoria, Philodinida, Philodinidae. The record is from the annotation of a GenBank genome assembly.
AUGGACGGAACUGAGCCGUCCAAAUUUAUAGAAAAAAUUGUCCUUGAGAUUCUUAAUCGUCCACGUUUCUGGAUGCAUCAACGACAUUUGCGUCGUAUAGAGGAAUUUAAUAUUGCAAGUUUUAAUGCAAGACAAGCAGCUUAUACGUUUCUUACGCAAUACAAUGGAGAAAAGUUUGUUAAAGCCCAAAAAGCUAAUAUUUUGUACAACAAUGAAGAAAUACAUCUUUGUGUGCAUAAUCUGAUUUAUGGAAUAAUCGAUAACAAUUCAGACAGAAUUUCUGACACCAUGGUCGAAUUUAUCUACCGAAGAGGAAUAUUUAGCGAGAUAACAUGGCCAGCAACUGUAGUCAAACAAGUAGACGAUAAACAAAUGGAAAAUCAUGAAAAUGAACGGUCAAAAUUGAACACAAUCAAACCAGACGAAGCUAAAAUAAUCACACCUAUGCACAUGUCAAAUAUUCAUAUGGAUAAUGAUUAUUCACCGAUUGAUGUUGAAAAGACAGUUGAUGUUAUUAAUUCGAAUAUACCAUGGAAAUCAUACCAUAAUCUGGAUGAUGAUGAUGAUCAAUUUUCAUCAGUGCUAUCUACAAAGGAAAAUGUCGGGAGUCCGUUAGAUGAAAACAGUCAAGAUCGCCACUCGACUUCUGCUUUGAAAAGACUCAUUAUCAGUGAUGAUCGAACAUUUCACUCAAGUCAUGCCAUAGAUGAUGAGAAUCAUUUUCGAAGUUCAAUUCAUAUUCAUAUUAAUCAAAUUAAGAGUCUCUAA